AUGUCUGACAGCAGUGAAGACUACAGCACCGAAACGUCGAGUAGUGACGAAGAACCAGUCUUUCAUAAACCUGUCCUACUAAAAAAGUCAACUAUUAUACCCAAUCCCGAUACUAUCGAUAAUAAUGAACAGAAAGCACAAGAUAAAUUAAAACGGUCAAUUGAUCAGGCUAAUCAAAUUGCCUAUGAGAGAGAUGAGCUGCGAAGGCAAACAGAGUUAAGUUAUUCUGCAUCAGAUAAAGAAUUAAUACGAAAGACUUUAGAGAUUGAUGAUGACGAUUCUAUUGAUCCAGCAAAAGAACUAGACCUAUGGUCUCAGCGACAACAGAACAGAAAAGAACGCCAGAGAGCUAUAUUAGUUCGGAAACAACUGUCUCUUGAACAAGAUGAAAUAAAUAGGAUAAACAACCGCGAUGACAUAGUGAACUAA
Nakaseomyces glabratus is the source of this 429-nucleotide messenger RNA. It is a transcript of the gene SPP381, whose product is annotated as U4/U6-U5 snRNP complex subunit SPP381. The record is from RefSeq and is a predicted model, not a curated record. NCBI's taxonomy places the organism in Eukaryota, Fungi, Ascomycota, Saccharomycetes, Saccharomycetales, Saccharomycetaceae.